ACCCAAGGGAUCACCAGAGGGAGAAGAACUUCAGGAAUCAUCAGAGACAGAGGUUCCAGAGAGAUCACCAAAGACAGCAGAACGUGAGGAAUUACCAGAGAGAGAAGAUGCCAAAGUGCCACUUAAAACAGAAACUAGAACAGAGCCAUCAGAGGUAAACCCACAGAAGUCCUUUAGAAGGAGAACACAGCAGGUGAGACGGGACCUAACACAGCUUCAGAAACUGUUAGAGAAAAAUAAAGAAAACCCCGCCCAGGUGAAAUCGUUGAAAGAUAAGAUUCGUUCAGCUCUUGACGUCCCUAAGGAGUGCUGGGUACCGGCUGGACAAUCCCUCAAAGAGCUGGUAAAGAAUCUGCACAAACAGCUCAGUUUCAUGGAAGACACAUCCACCUCUCCUCCUGGAAACCUUUCUGAUGAGGAGGUGUUAAGUAAUGCGUCUGAAGGCCUGUCUCUGCAGGGAAUCUACUGCACUGGGGUUCUGAAGAACAUGCUGGAGAAGAGAGAGCAGCUCAUUGAGGUUCCUGAGGGCUUCUCACUGCACAGACCCCAGCACAGCUCCCUUUAUGAGCAGGAGGAGUUUUCAUCCUAUAAAUCACAGGCCCUUUUCCAGAAGGUCAUGGAAAAUCUGGGCUACUCUUUCAGCACUUUAGUAACAGGUGAAUUCAAGGCCUUCUCUGCUGCAAACACAGUAGGUCUCUCACACUCUACAGACAAGGAGAAACCCCCAUCUGCACACCCAUGCAUAUGGAAAACAAAGUACAACUAUGUACCACUGGCGUCCAGCUUUUUUGAGAAGAAUAGACUGAAGUUGUCAGGUGCUGCCAUGAGAGACCUCCGAGAUAUAGAAACGGCGCUGUUAAAGAGUGAAGAAGAUAACAUGUUCCCUAUGUUAAUAAACAGAAUGGAUAGUUUUUUUAAGAGAUUUGGCACCCAUGCUAACCAGGGUCCUGUUCACUUUGGUGGGGUGUUCUGGUGGAAGGCCUCUGGUGAGGGUUUCAGCAGCAAUGAUCUCACAGGGAUGAACAGCCUGACAUCUGACAAGCUCUAAAUAUCUAUGUUGGUCAUGGAUACUGUGCAUUAACCACAUCUUGUUCAGCUGGAGUGAGCAAGUCUGCAUCAGAGCUGAAAGGACACUUUACUGGGAACUACAGUGAAACCCAGAUGAGCGGAGUGAAGCUCUCUGUCUCUAAAAGUGGGGGUCCUGCUGAAACUCACAAUCACCUGCAGUGGAAGUGUGCUCUGGUCAGCAGCAACAGGACCUGGCAGGUGAUAGACAGAGGAACCAGGCUGAUUCCUGUGUGGGACAUCAUCCUGUCUGCUCACACUCAAGACUUCACAGACCCUUUCAGACUGAGCAGCAGCCUGCUGGAGGCCUACAGAAGGAUCACAGGGCAGGACGCAGACCUGAUGUCAGGAGAGAGGGAGCUCUCGGCACAGAGAGAGGCUGAGGAGCUGAUUCAGACAGUGAAGAACUGGACUGUGUCCAACAGUGAACAGGUUCUGACUGAGCUGCUGCAGUUCAAGAGUAAACUGAGAGAAACAACAGGGUCCCACAGAAUCUGGUUUCAGACCUGUCUCUCUAACAAGGUCCUGCAAGAUGUUUUACUGGAAGUUGUUAAAAAGCACAAACAUGAGGAAGCAAUAAACCUGCAAACGAUGAUGCGCUCUCUCAUGGAGCCUCACCUGUACACAGUGAAAAACGUCCCAAACAGAGCCAAAAUCAUGGAGUGGGCCUACCAGGCUGAGGAGGAAAUAUUCAAAGUUGUCUCUGUUUCCGAGUUCUCUGAACUGACAGAAAUCCUGAGGAGAACUAAAGAACUAGCAGAUUCUACAUUAGCACUCAGUGACUCUGUAACUGUGCGUGAGGCCAAGAUCAAAGCCACAUGCACUAUUGCCUUCUCCCUGAACUCCCUGCGACAGACUUUAACACAGAACAAUGAGGGAGAAGCAGAACUGCUGGUACUUUCGGUCAUCACAUCUGUAGGAUACAGCUUGAAGAACAACAGUUUCAGUCACCCUCUGGGCUGGAAAGACAUUGACUUUUUAGAGAAUGAGCUCCAGAAGGCUUAUGACAAAGACUGCUUACUGAAAGGGCAACAUCCUACAAGAGCUCAGGCCCACUUAGUGCUCACAGCUCUGACUGCAUCAAAAAACAAACAGUCAGUCACCUCAAAGGAUAAGGAGAGGCGACUACAGUUGAUAAAAUCACAGCUAAAGGGGAAAAUGAUCCCUGAAGUCUCCUCAGCAAUCACAUGUGCAAAUGUAUAUCAGGACUGGAAACGACUUGAACUGCAGUUGACACACUUGACAAACAGCGAGGAACGAGAAGAUUUUAUGAAUUUGCUUCAGAAACUGGGUCUAAAGUGCCUAUGCCUUAAACAGCAAAAAAAAGAUAUUCUUGUCAUAGAUAGUGCCUCACAAAGUGUGAACAAUCCCAGAGAGGAGAGCCAGCUCUGUUUCCACUACCUGUACAAGCUCAUGAUGCUGGACUACAGUGUCCGUUUUUUUGUUCUUAAAGUUCCGGAUACUGACUGUAAGGAAAACAGUGCCACCACAGUGCAGUGUUCUAGUGGUCCUGAAAAAAGCAGUUUUGGCUUCUUCAGUAUUGGCGAGGAAGAUGUUGAGAAGGAAAAGAAACACAAGACUCACAUUCACCCCAUGGACGUCCACAUGGCUGUGUUCCACUACUCUGAUGACUUCCUGAGGCAGUACCUCUACACCAAGCUGUCCACCUGUCAGUUCGCCUUACCCCUGCUGGUGCCCAGCCCCUGGACUGGGGCACUGGAGUUCCCUCUGUGGGCCCUGAGGCAGAUCAAGAAAUCAUGGUGCUGCAGGGAGCCAUCUGAGAGAGGCAGCUCUGUGAAACACAACUGCAGGGACAUGUUCAAUGCUCCAGUGCCAACGGUGUCCUUCAUCAGGCUGGGAUCAUCCUCCGUCUCCAAAUCCCAGAUCCUAAACAGCGUCGUCAGCCCCAAGAGACACAGUGUGUUUUUCCACCGGCACUGCAGGGGCAGCUCCCCACACUGCCUGCUCAUGGACGGGGUGGUGGAGAUCGCCUGGUACUGUCCAGGAGGCAGGAAGGACGACGUGUUCGACAGCUGUGUGGCUCUCCUGAACCUUCACGGUGAUGCCAGCAAACACCCAGAACAGCUGCAGUUUCUCCAGGAGGUCAGCGUUGUCAAUGUAGUUCUGAUCACAGAGACUCCACUGGGGGAAGAAGUGAAGAAGACAGCUGAGGCUCUUUUCAACUCUCCUGUUCCCCUAAUCUGUCUGUUUGCUGGCCUGAGUAAAGUCCCACAAGGAAACAAUCCAACCAAGGUGAGACUGGCUGCCAAGAACAGGAACGAAGCUGAUCUGACUGAUGAGAUAGUAUUACACGUCAAACACUGCAUCUCCACUGUGAACAAGAGCUCCAGCCUGCAGACAUACUUACAGGCUGCGAGACAGCAGCAGUUCAGGGUGGAUGAAGACAGUGAAGCCUGUAGAGAAGGGAAGGAAAAGGCUGAACUUCUGAUGAGCCUCCUGAGAGAAGAUGAGUUAAUAAACCUCAAGGAGAAGCUGCUGCCUCUGCAGGGCAAGCUGUGGCACAAGUGGUGCCUGAAGGACAAAGAACAGUAUCGUCUGAACAGCAGAGUGAACACAAGUAUUGAACAGCAGGUGAGCAAUAUCAGGGCUGAGAAAAGAGCCCUCCGCCGUGAGCAGCUAAAGAGAGCUUUCCCUCUCCAUGACUUCAUGAGAUCCUUCCUGGAGUGUUUAGCUUCUGCAGAUCCACAAGACAUUAAACUGUUCAUGCUGCACUGGCUGGGGAUGUAUCUAGAUGAACUGACUGCAGACACACUGAGUGAACUUCAGAAGAAAUUCCACUCCACAUGGAAAACACUGAGGCAGAAAGAGAAGAGCAAGGACAAGGAGCAGGAGAUGAAACUGCAGAAAGACCUGAGCACCAUAUCUGAAGAGAUCACUGCUGCUACUCUCGGACUUCAACACCUCAUGAGAGAAACCACUCAGCUUCAUGAGGCUGUUCAAUCAGAAGGAGAGGGUCUAGAAGAGUACAGACAGUUUGUCAGUGUCUUUCCCGCUGUCGGAGCCGAGAUGCUGAUGUCAGGACAUCCUCUGGAGCUGAUGGACGGAGAUGCUGCCCAUGUGCCCCUCCUGUGGAUUGAGGCUGUCCUAGACAAACUCAAGGAAAAAAUUGGAGACAGAAAGGUGUUUGUCCUCUCUGUUCUUGGAGUCCAGAGCUCGGGAAAGUCCACUCUGCUGAACACGAUGUUCGGGCUGCAGUUCACAGUGAGUGCAGGAAGGUGCACCAGGGGAGUGUUCAUGCAGUUAGUGCGAGUGAGUGAGGAUGUCAGAGCUCAGCUGCAGUAUGACUUUGUCCUGGUGGUGGACACAGAGGGGCUUCGGUCACCAGAGCUCAGUAAUAAAACCACACUGAGUCAUGACAAUGAAUUAGCAACGUUUAUUAUCGGGAUUGGUGACAUGACUGUGAUCAACAUCAUGGGAGAAAAUCCCUCUGAAAUGCAGGAUAUUCUCCAAAUCUGCGUCCAGGCAUUUCUGAGAAUGAAGUCUGUUCAGAUCAAACCAAGUUGUGUUUUUGUGCAUCAGAAUGUGGCAGAAUCUUCAGCAAACAGCAAGAAUAUGGAGGGAAGGAGGCGCCUCCAGGAGAAACUGGAUGAAAUGUCCCGCAUUGCUGCCAAAGAGGAAGGCUGUGAAGUUACCGGCUUCAGUGACAUUAUCCAGUUUGAUGUGGACUCACAGGUUUUCUACUUCAAAAACCUUCUGGAAGGAGACCCUCCGAUGGCUCCUCCCAACCCCUCCUACAGCCAGAACGUCCAGGAG
Molecule: messenger RNA, 4839 nt
Organism: Lepisosteus oculatus (spotted gar)
Lineage: Eukaryota; Metazoa; Chordata; Actinopteri; Semionotiformes; Lepisosteidae
Source: RefSeq, a predicted model, not a curated record